AUUGUACCGUCAUACUCGUCCAUUGACGAGGACUGGUUUGAUUAUUGCAUGAAAACAAACUAAUUUUUCAAAACCCACUAUACAGGUAAUUCCGUGUAUUAUUUAAGUUCCGAAAAAGUCUGAAAAUUCAUUUGCUCCAAUUGUGAAUGGCUUAUUUCACCAGCUGAGAGCAACCGAGAGAGUGCAAGUCUGAAACUGUGUCGCUCCAAAAUUGAUUGAACCUAGUCAGGAUAAUCAAGAAAAAGUAAAAAUGCUAGGUGAACAUGGUAUAAAAGUAAAAAUUAUGUCAAAAAAAGGCUGUGAAACAAUGACUUUAAAUCCAGGUUGUUCGAUGAAACAAUUGAAACAAAAAUUGGCAGAGAUGGCGUGCAUUUAUGACCCGGACUCUAUUGUGAUUAGCAAAGGCUAUUUCAAGCCAAGAGAAACAGUGGACUUUAGUAAACCUGAAGCUAGGAUUUCUGAAUGUAAUAUCAUCUCUGGUGAUAUAUUUUAUGUUGCUGAAAAACCACCAGGAGAAAUACACCCCGAAGACGUUCCGCGAACAGAAGUUGUUAAUACAGAAACUUUGAGCGAAAAUCACGGCAUGCUCAUGAAAAAGGUUGUUCCAGGCGAUAAUUCGUGCCUCUUCACCAGCAUUGGUUUUGUUAUCAAUGGCAAAGUAGAUCCAGCAUGUGCAGACUAUAUGCGAAGUAUUGUAGCAAGUGCAGUAGCGCAAGAACCCGAUAAUUUUUCGGAAGCAAUUUUGGGUCGUCCAAACGCUGAAUAUUGUAAAUGGAUACAGCAGCCAGAUUCGUGGGGCGGGGCAAUAGAAUUAUCCGUUCUCUCGAAAUACUAUGGAAUGGAGAUCGUGGUCGUCGAUAGUAUAAAUGCCAUAAUCAACAGAUUCGGAGAGGAUCAUCAGUAUCCUCUAAGAGUUUUCCUAAUGUUCGAUGGAAUUCACUUCGAUCCUCUUUACUUGGAACGCGAGGGACAAGAUCAUCAGACAAUAUUCCAAGCUGAGGAUAGCAGAAUAUUGCAGCAGGCCUCUGAACUUGCGAAGGAAGCAAACUCUAGUCGGCAAUAUACUGAUGUUCAAAAAUUCACGCUCAAAUGCGAAGACUGUGGCGUAAUGCUCAGUGGACAAGUGGCUGCCACUCAUCAUGCCAAAGACACGGGUCAUACUAAUUUCGGAGAGGUAAUGCCUUAGCGUGAAAACGUUACGAAUAGAUAUAUGUUUUUACAAUAAGUCCCGAUUUCCCCGAACAUUGAAAAUUUUCUCAUAGUACUUUUGUACAAACUGUAGUUCUACAUACUUUGGAUAUAGACAAUGCUAAGAAUAAUAGAAUUUGAUUCGUCGAUUGGUAGAAUUAUGAUGGAGAUCAAUUUAUUAACUAGGAGAAUAAAUGGUUUAGAAUCUUCAAUUGGAUUUGAUGGAUUAGCUUUUAAAGAAAAUAGCACUUGAUUAUAAAAAAAAAAAAA
Molecule: messenger RNA, 1458 nt
Organism: Belonocnema kinseyi
Lineage: Eukaryota; Metazoa; Arthropoda; Insecta; Hymenoptera; Cynipidae
Gene: Yod1
Product: ubiquitin thioesterase OTU1
Exons: 3
Coding region: 251-1186 (311 amino acids)
Biological process (GO): protein deubiquitination; endoplasmic reticulum unfolded protein response
Cellular component (GO): cytosol; nucleus
Molecular function (GO): cysteine-type deubiquitinase activity
Source: RefSeq, a predicted model, not a curated record